Suillus paluster is the source of this 453-nucleotide messenger RNA. RefSeq lists its product as uncharacterized. Bases 1 to 453 code for a protein of 150 amino acids. The transcript has 5 exons. The record is from RefSeq and is a predicted model, not a curated record. Lineage: Eukaryota; Fungi; Basidiomycota; Agaricomycetes; Boletales; Suillaceae.
AUGACACCAAUGUCAACGCUCAUGACCCAGGUUCCUCCCCACUCCCAGGAUACCUCUCAAUCAUGCAAAUCCACUGAUCCUCUUUGGCUCAGCAUUACUAUGACACCCUACAUGGCCGAACCAGAGGAGUUUGUGACUGUGUACGAGGGCAGUAUAGAGUUUGAGGAGCUGCAAAUGCUAUGGUGGAUGAGAAUAUUCUAUAAUAUGCCUGCCCAGCGUGAUCUAAAACCCCCUUUUUAUUGUGUUACUCAGGGCCGCUACAUUGGAGUGUUUCCGGCAUAUCUCUGGCAUGAUGUAAAAAUUGAGCUGUGGACACCAGGCAAUUAUGUUGCUACCUUCUUUGCAGUUCAGUCACUUGUUCUGGGAGAACAUAAGAGUUAUGUGGGCAUUGCCCAGUCUGUGGUUGGGACUAGUUAUGGGAGGAUGUUGUACUACGAGAAUGCCAAGUACUAG